AUGGAUAAGAAUCGGAGAUUUAACUCCCAGAAAUCAACACGAGGGAGGAAUGGCAGAUUCAGCCAAGGCCAUCCGAGAGAAAAGGGAAAUAACGAUGUAAAAUAUAAAAAUAAAAUACUCUCGAGAGAGUUGAAGGAAAUUACACUGGAUGUUUUCUUCAAUUCUAGACUCUCACAGGAUCUGAACCUGCCAAGGCAACAAGUUGACCAACUGCUAGAUUUCAAACCAUCGCAUCACUUCAACUCGUACCUAAACUGCUGCAUAUGCUACGAAAACACACUCAUCUGCGCCGUAGGAAAGUGUGACCACAUCACCUGCUUGCUCUGCUCUCUAAAACUCUCGUUCUUCUACAAUACAACUACCAACCAAACAGAUAAUACCACGAAUAGUGUUUCAAAUACAACAAAUAAUGGUAGAAAUACAGCAAAUUCAAGUAGAAAUGGUUCAAAUGGUAGUUUGAGAGGAACGUACGAGUGUCCGUACUGUAAGCAGCAGAACGACUUUAUAUAUUUCUGCGUUAACCCGUUCUACGUCCACCUGGCAAAGAAUAAUAAGUUUUACUCAAGUAAUGAGACGCCAGCACUGACAAAGGCUGAGCUAACAGAGUUUAUAUACAUUUUAACAAAGUCACGGCGUUUGCCGGAACAAUGUUCAAAUUCGUCUACCAUAAAUAUAAUGCAGUUGUACAAAAUAUUUUUAAACACAAUAAAGAAUACAGUCGACAUGUUAUCAUUUAAUGGACUAUCGACAUCUUUGUACGGUUUAGGCGUUUCAGGUUCGAGGCCUGAUUUGCCUGAUCUCAUCAGUAAAAUUAGCGAUAACUUCACAUUCCACGAUGAUUUCGUGAUACUUUCGGACCAGAGAAUGUUCUUUGAGUCUGCAGGGAUUUAUUAUUUAUACAAGGUAAUAUUGUCGCCACUGUGUUGGUUCCCAGAGUGCAAAGAGCAGUGGUAUUUGGACAACGUUACCAAAAGUAACUUGGUGGAAGCAUUGAAGGGGCUCUCAAGGCAUAAAUACGCGUCGUACAAGGUGUUAAAUAAGCACAUUAAGGCAUCACAUACAAUGGUAUUUUGCGAUAUUUGUCUCUCCUACUUCGCGAACAAGAAAUUUGUUUGUGAGUUCACGCUUUACAACACAGCCAAAAUUGGCGACCAUGUAAAGUACGGAGAUGUUAAUUCUUACCCGCCAAUCAACCCACACGUGUGCUGCCCAGCGUGUAAAACAUAUCACUGGGAUAUGACAGCAUUUAAGCAGCACGCAAAGGACGAACACUUCAUCUGUGAACUGUGUGACUCAUACGACGACUCCUACUGCGUGUUCUCAGACUACAAUUCACUAUUUAACCAUUUUAAGACAUACCACUACCCAUGCGAAGAGGAGGAGUGUAUGUUUAUAGUUUUUUCAGACGAUAUACAGCUACAGUUACACUAUUUGUAUAAGCACCCAGGGGUUGCAAGAGUAACCAAGGGAAAUAAAAAACCAAUACAUAUUAAUAACAGAGCCAACACAGCUACAAACAGGAGUUCAUCAUGUGCAUAUUACGCAAUGGAUGAUAAUUUAACAUAUGAUACAUGGGACGGGUCAAUUAACAUUUGCGACAAACACGAUAAUUCGUUGGAAAAUGUCGAUACAAUUAGAGUAAAUGAGGUUAAAUCUGACCCACUAGAUGGACUUGAGGACACAAAGUUAUACAGCUAUAUCUCACCAUUGGAUGGAGAUGUUGAUUUAAAAGAGGAUAGAAAAAGGUUAGACAAGUUUUUAAAGGGUUUAAAGGGGAGUAGGCACUUACCAGUGAGUUCAGAGUACAUAAACAACUUUGAUGUAACAAAGUCGUCACACGUUUUUAAUGACCUGGAGACAGUUUUGACACAUUUUAGAAGGUUGGAUAUAAAACUUUUUGAUAUAACCAGUUACUUGACAGAGUUGCUGUCAGGUUGUUACAUUUCAAUAAUCAACUCUUUCACGAAACAUUACAACAAUAUAAUUAACAAUUCCGACUUGUCUGACGGAACUGUACUAUUCAACCUGGUCAAAAGCUAUUUGCUCAAGUUUGUCCUCUUCUUUUACACCAUACAUAUUAACAGGCCCAGAUCGGAUUCUGAUAAACUGUCAGUAAAAAUUGAUGUUCUUAAGUUGAGGGAACACAACCCUGAUGUAAAGUUGGGCGCCAAUGGCAUACUGUUUUUAAUUGCCGCCUUAAACUUCUCAAACAUAUCAAAUCGCAUCAUAGUAAAAGCAUCUCUAUCAUCAAUAAUUGAAGAUAUGAAAACAAUUUAUAAAGAGUCGCCCUCACCAAUGUCACUUUCUGAAGCUUUUAAUCUCAACAAUUCCCUAAACAGUUCAAGCGGAGGUGGCAACAUCUCAUCGAAUGCCCUGAACCCUAACGCAGACAUAAACGAGUACAUCGCAAAGAAGCCUAGGAGUAAUAACAUAGUGAAAAUUCCCAGGAAGGACUAUAUUGUGACCCUAAAGGGCAAAAAGAUGAAGAACAAGCCUCAAGUUGUUCACGAAGAACCAGUUGAUACCACGACCUCAAUAGAGGAGCCGAUAGUCGUUGAACCUGAUAACCCUACUCCAAUUAACAUCUCUGACGGACUAAUACAUCUGGAAGCUUUAGAAGCUGACAACGAAACUCUUUUUAUGAACCAUGUCGGAUCAUGCAACUUUUAUGGCCUAAUGUGUGAUAUGAUCGGUAGUCUGUUAAUUUCGAACAUGAAGAGGUACAAGGCCAAGUCAUUUGAUUACUCUCUGCGUGAGACUACAAAAUUGAAGAUUUUAGCCAUCGCAUUGUCUCAAAAGAGGUCACUUACCAACUUGGGUGAGUUCAUAAGCAUGAAGAAGCUGGAAUCUCUCCAGUCCCUUGAACCAGAGUUCCAUCGCCUAGUGAAAGAGUGCAAGAAGAGUGAUCUCCCAACCAUCGCUAAAGUUUGGAAUAAAAAGUGUACCAACAUACUCAAGAACACUCAGGUUGAGCACUUGGAGAUUCUCCACUUUUACCUGAAGGGUAACUCCGAUACUUGUAUGCCCCUCUGUAAUGACACUGAGUUCCCAAGUUUGACCAAGAACAAGAAUUCUCCUGAGUUCACUGGCACUAGGAACUAUGCCAGCGCCGCAGGUGUAGUGAAUAAGCCCAAGUUCAUGAACGACCUUGAGUUUCCAACUCUCAAGCAAACAGCUCAUCUUCACAAGAAAAAUAUACGCAAAUAA
Theileria annulata is the source of this 3207-nucleotide messenger RNA. RefSeq lists its product as uncharacterized. The transcript has a single exon. The record is from RefSeq and is a predicted model, not a curated record. Bases 1 to 3207 code for a protein of 1068 amino acids. Gene Ontology annotation, biological process: rescue of stalled cytosolic ribosome; protein ubiquitination. Gene Ontology annotation, molecular function: ribosome binding; ubiquitin protein ligase activity. NCBI's taxonomy places the organism in Eukaryota, Apicomplexa, Aconoidasida, Piroplasmida, Theileriidae.